AUGAAGCUUCCUCUAUUUGUGACCAAGGCUACCAGCCCUGCUGCUCUUCCGAAAGACAUCCUUGUCUACAACAGCUCCGAGAAUGCUGACAAUUCACCUGAUCAUACCGCCAAUGACCUCUUGGUGGUUUACCAGAAAGCAACGACCGACAGGCUCUUACCCCGGGACUUGUUCAGCCCCCUCCUGUUCGCCCGUGAAAACGAUGGGCCCAAUUGUGCUUCUGGAGAAGUAGCUUGCCAGAAUACCUGCAUACCCAAAGGCGCCGACUGCUGUGGGGGGACUUUCUAUUGCAAUGCCGGCUCAUCUUGCACCAAGGAUGGCUGCUGCGCUGAUGGCUCGGUAUGUGACAGCCAGAAGUGCGAGGGUGAUCAGGAAGCAUGUGGCACAGGUUGUAUGCCCAAAGGCUCGAUAUGCUGCGGCAGUUCGUAUUGUGGCUCUGGGUCAGUUUGCUCCAAGGACAACACUUGCAGUCCCUCAUCGUCGAGCAAACCCUCGGUAGCCGUCCAGACCGCCCAGUCAGACAAAUCGACCACUUCAGACAAGGCUACAACAACCGAGCAGCCCACCUCGACAUCGGCGAGACCGAAGACAACUACAUCAGAUAAGCCGACGACAUCAGACAAGCCUUCAACUUCCACGAAACCCACAUCAACAGCACAGCCCACCACCUCACGCUCUUCGACAUCGGACAAACGAACAUCUGACACCGUUUCCACCACUACUAGUCUAUCGCGCACGAGCUCGAGCAGCAUCUCUACAGACACUUCCCUUAUCGUUACAACAACAAUCACACAAGACCUCGCCGCGAUUCUCCAAACUGCUAUACCCACUUCAGCCCAGACAAACCCCGAAGCCAGGUGCUUUCUAUUGUCUGGGCACGCAUCACAAUAUACUACUCCUUCAUGGUACACGACACUCCCUAGCGACCUACAAAGCUACUAUGCCUCGGCUACCGUAGAAGCCUUAGUAACAGCUCACUGCACUCCAACAAAUGCACCACCGAAGGUGACCUCUCAGGAAUCAGGCGUGCCUGCUCCAAUCGUUGGUGCUGUCAUAGGCGCUGCAGCCUUUGUCGCUGGCGUAGUUACACUUUUGAUUUUGCUAGCCAGGUCUGGCAAACUCCCGUGGCUAGGACGCCGCAAGUCGCACGACACAGACGAUACAUCUGAUGGGGCUGAGCUGAUCCCUGUCCGGGAAAAGACAAAGAAGCACUUGUCUUUUGAACCUGGUCCGACUGGUGGAAUAGUUGCCCCUACGUCCACCCUUCGCCAUGAUAGUCGGCCGCACGUCUCCCCACCUACAGUUCCUGCUAGACCACAGGCGAGAACUGGAGAAGGGAACCAGUUUGUGCAGUACGAUUGGCCCAUUGCCCCAUCGCCAGUGGCCUCGCCGGGGCGUUCCAGCUUCCAGCCAAGCCCAGUGUCGAGCAAUGCGAGGUUCACUCCGCCGAUUUCUUUUGGCGCGGAAUGGUUACCCUCGAAGGAAGGCCCCAGGGCAAUCUAA
Molecule: messenger RNA, 1503 nt
Organism: Clonostachys rhizophaga
Lineage: Eukaryota; Fungi; Ascomycota; Sordariomycetes; Hypocreales; Bionectriaceae
Source: the annotation of a GenBank genome assembly